Messenger RNA from Gopherus evgoodei (Goodes thornscrub tortoise), 2445 nucleotides. It is a transcript of the gene TPD52, whose product is annotated as tumor protein D52. Gene Ontology annotation, biological process: B cell differentiation. The coding region runs from base 97 to 831 and encodes 244 amino acids. The record is from RefSeq and is a predicted model, not a curated record. NCBI's taxonomy places the organism in Eukaryota, Metazoa, Chordata, Testudines, Testudinidae. Gene Ontology annotation, cellular component: cytoplasm. The transcript has 7 exons.
AUCCUAUGGUUGGGAUUACUAAGUGAAUGUGGCUGCACAACGCUGACAAUCAGGAUGAAGGCUUCAGUGGAUGUUGAUCUAUAUUAAGGAGUGAACAUGCAUUCUGAAAUUUCUGGGAUGGAUUGGAGGGAUACAGAUCUAAAUGAAGAUUAUAAAUCUCCUUUUGAUUUCAAUAGUGGAGUUAACAAAAACUAUCUCUACCUGUCACCUAGUGUAAACAUUUCACCACCUGGAUCACCUGUACAGAAGAAUUCUGGUUUGCUGAGCUCAGACACAGUAUCUGAGGUAGGAGAAGAUGCUGCUGCUACCGUUAAUAUGACAGAAAAUCUUUCUGAAGAAGAACAGGAGGAACUAAGAAAAGAACUUGCUAAGGUAGAAGAGGAAAUCCAGACGCUCUCACAGGUGCUAGCUGCCAAGGAGAAGCAUCUAGCAGAGAUCAAGAGAAAACUAGGAAUCAAUUCACUGCAGGAACUGAGGCAGAACAUUACCAAAGGCUGGCAAGAUGUGACUUCUACUUCAGCAUAUAAGAAGACAUCAGAAACCCUGUCUCAGGCUGGGCAGAAGGCUUCUGCUGCUUUUUCAUCAGUUGGCUCAGUCAUCACAAAGAAGCUGGAAGAUGUGAAUAUACGCUCCAUACAACAUUCAAUUAGCAUGCCUGUUAUGAGAAAUUCUUCUACUUUCAAGUCAUUUGAAGAAAAGGUUGAAAACUUAAAGUCUAAAGUUGGAGGAGCCAAGCCUGCUGGAGGUGACUUUGGAGAAGUCUUAAACUCAGCUGCCAAUGCUAGUAGCACAGAAACUAUUACAGAACAGAUACAGGAGGAGACCCAGUGAGAUUCCUGCCUUUGUCCUGCUACUCACUGCCAGAUGCUGCAAGCAAAAACUAAGCACAUUUGUAAUGUUCUUCACUGUCUGUUUCCACUAGAUGUGCUUUUACUUAGCACUUAGCUUUAUAUCAAUUUGAUAAAAUAGCUUGUUUGUGGGUUUAAAAUAUUUUUGGAACUAAAGUAGAUUGUAUAAGCCUGGCUUUUGGGGGGAAGGGACAUUUUUAUGCUUUUCAAGUACUUAAAGGAUAUAUCCCUGAUUUUAAAGGCAAUCUCUAAAAUGUUCUUUGAAAAACUUUAGACAAACCUACUAAUACUGUACAUAUAGUAUGUGGAUCAUAACUUCCUUUUGGAUGCUGUGAUUAUUAGCAAUUCUCUUCACUUAUAAGAAUUGGCAUUCUACUUUUACUGCCAACCUGAAGGUUUACUUCACUCCUUCGGUGGUCUCAGUGCAACAGUUCUCUAAAUUGGACAUCACACUUGGAAGAUUACUCCAAGCUGCAGAAAAAGGAUUUCUGCUUCAACAUUAUGAAUAACAUCACUAUAGCAGGUUUCCACAAGUGUGUGUGUUAAUCUAAACCUGUUGAGUCCUAAACUGCAUUUGGUGCAUGUGGGGCAAAGGACAUAAUCCUAACUAGCAUUCAGACUUACUGACUUCUCUGUGGGUCCUGUGACCAGACUUAAUAUCCUAAGAGUGGGUUUCUCAAAGUGCUCCAAAUGAAAGGGAGAUACUUAAUGCUGCUGGUCUAGUAUCUGAGCCAGGUUGUUUACCCCAGUACACUAUUUUGAGUUCUUUACUUGAUGCUUUAAUGCCUGAAUUAUUCUGCUGUGGUAAAAUGGCAGUCACUGUAAUAAUGGUCUCCAGUGGUGGUGAUUCUAAAACUUCUAUUCUGGUAUUAAUAUUGAAUCUUACACUAAAAACAUGGAGUGAAGAUGAAAUGUUAACACAUUCCUACAGCUCAGAAUGUAGGAAUAUGGCUUUAUGAACUUGGUCUCGGAUGUCUGCAAAAAAAAUUUCUAACAAGUCAUUACUGAUUAAUUCCCAUAACUGACUUGGAAUUAAAUGUUUGGUUUUUUUAAAGCCUUUCACCAUGCUGUAGUAAACUUGCACAGCAUUUGCAGGCAAGAGUCAUUGCUCUAGGAGGCAGAGGACCUUUGAGAUGUUUAGAGCAUGAAAUAGUUUGAAGUGUCUUGUCCCAAGUCGUUUUUUUAGAGGCUUGAAAAUUAGCAAUACUGUUUGCACCCUGGAGACUCCACUCAUGUAACUUUACCUAUAUCAAAGCCUAUAGCAGACCUUGUAAGAGGGCUAUGUUGCUUUAGAUGUUGACUAUAUCCACUUUAUUUACUUUGGAAGUUGCUUGUAUUAUGUACAUAUCUGGCACAUGUUGGUCGUUAUCAAAUUGUAACUUAUGCCAAAUGUCUCAUCACUGAGCUUGGAAUGAACUGGAAGCGAUUUAAAAAAACUAACUGCAAAAAUCUGUCUUAAGCAAGUUGAAUUCCAAAACCACUACACAAUUUUCUUUAGACACCAUUGUACUGCAUUUCCGAUGAGCGCUUUGAUAGCACUUCACCUCUAGUGACUAUGCUGUUACAUGUGAGCAGCUUAAUAAAAUCCUAUACAUGA